Messenger RNA from Phyllostomus discolor (pale spear-nosed bat), 1911 nucleotides. RefSeq names its product GTPase IMAP family member 4-like. The coding region runs from base 91 to 1089 and encodes 332 amino acids. The transcript has 3 exons. The record is from RefSeq and is a predicted model, not a curated record. Gene Ontology annotation, molecular function: GTP binding. NCBI's taxonomy places the organism in Eukaryota, Metazoa, Chordata, Mammalia, Chiroptera, Phyllostomidae.
CUCUUCCUGGUCCUCAGUGUCCUCACUUGGCUCAGCCCUCAAAGUCAGAAACCGGAGCAGGACGCAGAUUUUGCAGGAACUCACACGACAAUGGCAGCUCCAUCCCACAGCUCGAGUUUCAGCAUCAGUGAACCUGGGACCAGCCAUGGGCUUGGAAACCAAGACCCCAGAGAGUCACAACUGAGACUAGUCUUAGUGGGUAAGACUGGAGCCGGAAAAAGUGCCACAGGGAACAGCAUCCUUGGGAAGAAAGUGUUUCAUUCCACCAUCGCAGCAAAAUCCAUCACCAAGGUCUGUGAGAAAGGGAGCUGCACGUGGAGUGGGAGAGAAAUUGUGGUCGUGGACACACCUGGCCUUUUUGACACCGAGGUGCCAGAUGCUGACACACAGAAGGAGAUUGCUCGUUGCAUCCUCCUGACAUCCCCAGGGCCUCAUGCACUGCUCCUGGUGGUCCCACUGGGCCGAUACACAAAGGAACAGCAACAGGCCGUGGAGAAGGUGCUGAUGAUGUUCGGUUCCACAGCUAGGAGGUACACAAUUCUCUUAUUCACUCGGAAGGAUGACUUAGAUGGUGUGGAGUUCUGUGAUUACAUAAAGGAAGCCCCAGAAUUCAUUCAGGAUCUGAUGAAGGAGUUCAAGGAUCGCCAUUGUUUGUUCAACAAUAAGGCAACAGGGGCUGAGCAGGAGGCCCAGAGGGCACAGCUGCUGGACCUGGUCCAGCGCAUGGUGAUGGAGAACGAGGGGGGAUUCUACACUAACGAGAUGUACCAAAGGGCAGAGGAGGCAGUUCAGAAACAGAUCCGAGUGAUAGAAGAGCAGUGCAGAGCUGAGCUGGAGAGGGAGAAGAAGCAGAUAAUAGAGGAGUAUGAGGAGAAAAUCAGAAACCUGGAGGAUAGCCUGGAGCGGGAAAAGAAAAGGGAAGAAAUGGAGAGGGCGCUGGCAGAAAGGGAAAAGCUCUGUGUUUCCAGACAACGAAAUGCCAGGGGUGAAGUGGAGCAUCAGAAUAGGAUACUUGACAUCAUUAUGGGGGCUUUGAAAAGUGCUGGCCUACGUCUUACAAGGCUGUUCAGAUUCUCCCCCGCAAAAUGAGAAUCUGUCUAUAUUUCCUGCACAUUUUCAGGGGCCCCUUCCCCACAGAACUCAUUCCUCAAAGUGAGAGCUCCCUGCUUGUUUUCCUCAGGCUCUCAGGACUAGGGAGGGUGGGAAAGUUCACUGUUGGCCAUUGGUGGACAUUUGAUUAGUUUCACAGGGGAGGGACACAUGCCAAAUCUAUAAAACUCCACAGCAGAAUGUACAGAUGCCCCCUGUGACCUGAACUCUUUCUCAGACACACAGAAAGGAAUGGAGGAGGCCAAAGUCGGUGACCCCAAGCAUGCUCUGUUUAUCCCUAGUAACCCUUUCUCCUUCAGAUUCUUUGUAGAUUGGCAGAUAAUCUCUGUCUGUGGCUUCUACUCCUUAUUUUUGCCUUUACAGCCUCAAGGGUUAUUUUACCCAUGUGGUUAGUGAAAUCAAUUCUUUGCAUGAAGUAAUCUGUAGGUAGAGAUGCCUCUAGAAUUCUUUCUGAUGAACAUGAACUUGUUGAAUUACAUUUUUAUGAAAGGACUGAAAUUUUCCUUACCAUUGGCCCACUGAAGUACAAAGACUUGUCUGAAAAACAGAUAUCAGAACUCAGUGAAGUACAAUGGCAGAAAAGGUAAAAGACACAGAUUCAGCAGGCAAGAGAGCAUCGUUUGGAGUAUUCAGAUGUUCAUGUAGAAACUCUGUGACCAGCCUCAAUGUCAACAUGUUGCUGAAUGACUAGUCCUCUCCUUUUCUUGGGAAGCCAACUGUUGCCACCGCACCUCCAUCUCCCUGCACCCUGAUGACUCCCUGCUGGGAGGGUGUCCCCACACUGCUGUCCCACCCCCUGAA